AUGUCAUUAGAAAAGUCUUUAGACGAUAUUAUCAAUGAUAGAAAGAUAUCUCGGAAUUCACGAACAUCAGAUUGGAUAUUAAGAAGACGUUUUUUUAAAAAUGCAAGGCUUGCACCAUAUUAUAAGGUAAAACAAGCUACAUUAUGUCUAAACUAUAAUGAACCUUGGACUCAUGAUUUAUAUGAAGGAUUAGCAGAAAAACCAGUUGGUCGUAUUUCAAAGCAACUGUACCGACCACCAUCAAAGGGACUGUCAUACCGUGUAAAAAUUGAGAAUCUUCAUUAUGAACUUACAGAAGAUGAUUUAAAUGGACUAUUUAAGAAGAUUGGUCCUGUUACUAAGCUUAGUAUUAAGUAUGAUCGCUCUGGUAGAAGUACUGGAACAGCUUAUGUCAAUUUCGAAAGAAUUGAGGAUGCACAUAAUGCAAUUAAUCAAUUUAAUGGUGCCAAUGCUGCCGGUCAGCCAAUUACAUUGACUUUGGAUUUGCAGCCGCCACAUAAACCACAAAAAGGAACAGGUUCUUUAUUUAGUCGUAUUAGCAAUUUUAAAGUCAAGCCUUUAUAUAGACGCAGAUCAUUUAGCACUCAGAAAUUAUAUAAAAAAGAAAAAGGCAAAUAUAAAACUCAAGAAGAUUUAGAUAACGAACUAGACAAAUACAUGAACGUUGCAAUACAAUCUAAAGAUGUAGAAAAACCUAUGGUUAUAGAUCAAAAAUAA
Messenger RNA from Pneumocystis jirovecii RU7, 717 nucleotides. RefSeq lists its product as uncharacterized. The transcript has 6 exons. Gene Ontology annotation, cellular component: nucleus. Lineage: Eukaryota; Fungi; Ascomycota; Pneumocystomycetes; Pneumocystales; Pneumocystaceae. Gene Ontology annotation, molecular function: mRNA binding. The coding region runs from base 1 to 717 and encodes 238 amino acids. Gene Ontology annotation, biological process: mRNA export from nucleus. The record is from RefSeq and is a predicted model, not a curated record.